Molecule: messenger RNA, 3109 nt
Organism: Triplophysa rosa
Lineage: Eukaryota; Metazoa; Chordata; Actinopteri; Cypriniformes; Nemacheilidae
Gene: tlr20.4
Product: toll-like receptor 20, tandem duplicate 4
Exons: 1
Coding region: 147-2972 (941 amino acids)
Biological process (GO): inflammatory response; immune response; toll-like receptor signaling pathway
Cellular component (GO): membrane
Molecular function (GO): transmembrane signaling receptor activity; protein binding
Source: RefSeq, a predicted model, not a curated record
UAUAAACUCUAUGACAUACAGUGUGGCAAAAGGGGAAGUUCAUUUCGUAUUUAAAGUAUGCUAUUUUCCCUUCAGAGACAGAGACAACAUCGAGGCAAUAGACUACCAGAAGAUAAAAAUUACGCUUAAGAAAAAUCACUUUCAAGAUGGUGCUUCUGUUUAUGCUCUUCGUAUUGUUUCUAAAAACCUCAUGUAUAUAUUCUUGGCUUCCUAGGAAAUGUGUUAUGUACAUUGUGGAAGACUUAGCCUUUCUGGCAUCAUGCAGUGAAAAAACAAACACUGCCAUCUGUGAUCAUAUCACUGAUAUUAAUGAGGACCUCCACGGGCUUCCGACAAAUUUACAGAGUCUCUGCAUUCAGUUGGAUUCGGAUAUACACUAUGCUGUUAUUUUAGCUCCCGGAUCAUUUUCAAACUUCUCUUCUCUGGAAUACCUCAAAAUUACUGGAUGUUUCUCCAAGAUCUCUCCAGACGCUUUUGCUGGAUUGUUAAAUUUAACUUCAUUAAGGUUGGAGUCCAAUACAAAAGGCUGUUGUGAAGCAUCUGUUGAGUUCAGUGGACUAACUUCACUUAAAAACUUGUAUCUUUCACAGUAUAGUUUGAUAUUAAUGGCACAAAAUGUUUUUGAUUCAAUUCCUCAGUUAGAAAUAUUAAGCAUAAGCAAUGCGUGUUUAAAAGAUCUUUCUGAGGUUCUGUGUCGACUGAAAAAUGUAAAAUCACUUAAGUUGUUUUAUUUAAGUGAUACGGAUUUAAAUGUUCUUCAGUUCCCAAACUGCUCCUUUUUUAACACCUCUGACAGUCAGACACCCACUGUAUACAAUAUUGAAAAGAUAGAUUUGUAUCUGGGAUCAGUAAAGCACAUAGAUGAGGGGGCUUUGAAAGUUUUUGGAAAUUUGUGGGACCUGGGCUUUGGUGGUUUUCUCAGAGAUCUUUCUUUGAUGGGAGUAAAUCAUAUCUAUAGCUUGACUUUCAGUGUGGAUGUACUUAACAUUGAUGAGUUGUGUUAUGCAGCAAAGCUGUAUUCUAUUAAAUUUAUAUUCGUAUCGUACACGACUAUAAACUUCCCAGCUACUCCUACAAAUAUCUCUAAAGACUGUAAAGAAGUUGUAGGCAUCCAUCUUUAUCAAUAUGUGUAUAAUGCGUUUAAAAUAGAUUCAAUCUUUCAUAUUUUUAGCAACCUCUCAAAACUGACAGUCCAUUCAUAUGUGCUGAGAUCAAAUGAUUUUAAAUCUGUUUGUUUGUCCUUUCCACAGUCAGUCAAACAGCUCUCCAUUAUGAGUCUAAUGUCAAAUGUGAUAGGUAAGAUAAUAUCACACCAAUUUUUCUGUUUCAAAAAUCUUGAAAGUUUGGAUUUAUAUUCAACUAAUAUUUCCAGCAUAGAAGAUUUUUCUUUCACUGGAUUAGACAAAUUGAAAGAUUUAAACCUCUGUCGCAACAAGUUAUCUCGCAUUUAUCAAGACACGUUCAGUGGUCUGUAUGAACUGAUGUUUUUAGAUCUUCAAGAAAAUCCUUUAAUUCAAAUUGAGUCAAAUUCCUUUGGACAUCUUACUAACCUUCACACGCUUCUCCUGGGAGAUCUACACUACCCACCAAACAUUUCACAAAUCAAACUGCGUUUAUCUGAUAUAUUUGGAAGGAUCCCGUAUAAUCUGAGUAAUGUGUUUAUUAGUUCAGGCAUGAGACCGAUGCAGUUGAUGUUUGGAGACGUUACACUGAAUCGGAGUCUACAUCUCCAAAUCAAAGGUCAAUAUGUGACAGUUGAGGACUGUGACAGUCCUCUCUUGACAUCUGUUGUUACACUUCAAAUAAAUGCUGAAUAUGUCCUCUGUGGAAAGGACUUUAUUGGGAAAUAUGUUAAAUCAGUUGUCAAGCUGGAAUUCAUAUCAGUGUUCUCAGACAAUAUUGGUGAUUUAUCAGUAAUCAAUGAGCUUGUUCAUUUAACAAAAUUAAAGCUGGAAAACAUUGAUUUAUCUAAACAGCCAAAUGUGCAAAUAAUGUUUCAUAAUUUAACAAAAUUACUAACUCUGAUGCUGACCAACUGCAGAAUUUUCUUUUUGGAUGGAAGUCUGACAAAGGACUUAAAGGCACUGACAGGUCUGGUGUUUACAACCCAGAGUUAUGUGAACAUUCUGCAAAACUUUGUUGAACAUCUUACUAGUUUAAAGGAACUCCGUAUCUACGGGAUUCAUCUUCACUGCAGUUGUGAUGAUGCUUGGCUGGUCUCAUGGGUAAAGGACAACAAGCAGGUUCAGGUUAUUAUGUUCAAUCCCACCAUGAAAGAACUGCAGUGUGUGACUGAAAAUGGAAUUGAUUUUGUCAACUUUGUUCAUUUCGUCCAGGACAACUGCUCAUUUCAUAUUGAAUUUGUGCUCUUUGCCUCAACUUCUGCCUUUUUAUAUUUGUUUAUUUUUGUAGCAUUGUCAUAUCGGUUGGCAGGGCAAUACAUAAAGCCGCUCUAUCACAUUUCCCGUGGAUGGUUCAGAGAAGCUGUACAUAAAGAUGGCAAACAGCAGUACCGCUAUGAUGUGUUUGUUUCAUACAGCAGUAAGGAUGAGUGCUGGGUCAUGGAAGAACUUCUUCCAAACUUGGAGCAGCGUGGGCCUCCAUUCCUGCGUCUAUGUUUGCACAGUCGAGACUUUCAGUUGGGACAAGACAUUGUGGAAAACAUCACAGACAGCAUCUAUGCAAGUCGUAGAACUCUUUGUCUUGUUAGUCGUAACUACAUCCAUAGCAGCUGGUGUUCUUUGGAGAUGCAGCUGGGCACCUACAGACUCCAGGUAGAACAGAGAGACAUUCUUAUCCUGGUCUUCCUAGAAAAUAUUCCAUCUCGCCUGCUAUCCUGUCAUCAUAGGUUGGCCCGACUGGUGAAAACAAGGACUUAUCUAGACUGGCCACUGGACCCUGAGAUGCACAAGGCGUUCUGGGAAAGGUUGUGGAAUAAACUGAGCACUGAUAAAUAUAACUCUUCACUGUAACUUGUAAACAAAAGAGAAACUGUAUUGCUUCUUAAAAAGUUGUAAUGCAUUGUUUCUGGUUAAUUAAAGGUUUAACCAAAAGGUAGUAUCAAUGUUCAAUACAGUCACAGUAUGACUUUUAUCAGUAUUUAAAGAAU